AUGGCAGCGACCAUUGGAACACUGGUGGCUUUCGACCACAACUCGCAAAGUUGGGAGGAAUACAUAGAAAUCAUACAGCAUUUCUUUGCGGCAAACGGCAUUAAUGAUGCAAACAAACAGAAGUCUGUUCUCAUUAGCGCGGUAGGCGCUGAAACAUACAGUCUGAUGCGAAAUUUAGUAAGCCCAGAUAAACCGGGAGACCGCUCAUUUGAUGAGCUGGUGAAGUUGAUGAAAGACCAUUAUAACCCACGACCCAGCGAGAUUGUGCAGCGUUUCCGAUUCAACUCCCGUGUGAGGCAACCAGAUGAGUCUGUGUCCGAGUUUGUUGCUCAACUUAGGAAGCUGGCACAGGACUAUGAAGAUGAAACAGCAGAUGCAGAGCAAGCUUUUUCAAUGUACAGUAUAAAGGACAGACAUUCAAAAGUAAAACCAAUUACAGUGGACAUGGAGGUUCAUGGAGAAAAUGUGAAAUUUGAAGUUGACACUGGAUGUAGCAUUACACUAAUGAACGAGUCAGAAUUCAAUGCAAAGUGGAAAAAUGGGAAAAAGCCCAAGAUGGGGGAAACCAGUCUGAAAUUAAAAACAUAUACAGGGGAAGACAUAAAGGUGCUGGGAGUAGCCGAUGUCAAGGUGAAUUAUCAAAACCAACGGAACAACUUGCCCCUCUACAUAGUGAGUGGCACUGGACCCAGUCUGCUGGGCCGAAGCUGGCUAGAACAGUUGAAGUUGAAUUGGGCAGAAAUUCACAACAUGAAAGUAGCUGGGGGAGAAAGGCUGACCGUGGAGCAGGUGCUGGCACAUCACGAAGAUGUAUUCAAAGAUGAGUUGGGGACGUUAAAGGGUGUCAAAGCAACCAUUAACAUUGUGCCAGGUGCUGUACCAAGAUACUUCAGGCCCAGGCAGAUCCCUUUCGCCAUGCGCCCCAAAGUGGAGGCCGAAAUAAGCCGCCUCUUAAAGGACGAGAUAAUCACACCUGUCAAACACUCAGACUGGGCGUGUCCUGUUGUACCCAUAUUAAAGCAAGAUGGGUCAAUUAGGCUGUGCGGUGAUUACAAACUCACCGUAAAUCGAGUGUCCCUUCUAGAACAGUACCCAAUCCCGAAAAUUGAAGACCUGUUCACAGCCUUGGCGGGAGGCCAGCAGUUUUCAAAAUUAGAUAUGAGCCAUGCGUACGCCCAGAUUCUGAUGGAUGAGGAUUCUAAGAAAUACCUCACAGUGAACACGCACAAGGGUCUUUUCGCAUACAACCGCCUCCCUUUCGGCGUUUCCUCCGCUCCGGCCAUUUUCCAAAGAACGAUGGAGGGCUUACUGCAGGGCAUACCAAUGGUGGCUGUGUAUUUGGAUGACAUUCUUGUCACGGGUCUAAAUGCUCAAGACCAUCUCAAGAACUUGAAUGAAGUGUUGGGACGCUUGGAGGAGGCAGGGUUGCGUCUGAAGAGGUCAAAAUGUGAGCUCCUGAAAGACGAAGUGUGUUACUUAGGACACAAGGUAAAUGAACAGGGUUUGCACCCAAUGAAGUCCAAAGUCAAAGCAAUCAGUGAGGCCCCGGCACCAUCCAAUGUCUCAGAGCUCAAAGCUUUCCUAGGCCUGCUAAAUUAUUACAAUCGAUUUCUCCCAAAUCUGUCCACACUGCUUGCCCCGAUGCACCAGCUGCUUAGGAAAGAUGAAAAAUGGGUGUGGAAAACUGAGCAAGACGAAGCGUUCCGUAAGUCCAAGGAACUCCUUCAGUCAGCUGAUGUGCUAGUUCAUUACUCUGCAGACAAGGAGCUAAUUUUGGCAUGUGAUGCAUCUCCUUACGGGGUGGGUGCUGUCUUAUCACACAGGAUGCCUGAUGGGGCAGAGAGGCCGCUUGGGUUUAUGUCAAGAACCCUCAGCUCCGCAGAGAAACGGUACUCUCAGUUAGACAAAGAGGGAUUGGCUGUUAUUUUCGGCAUUCAAAGAUUCCAUAAGUACCUAUAUGGGCGGAAGUUUACGAUCACCACUGAUCAUAAGCCUUUGAUUACACUCUUCCAUGAAAUGAAACCUGUACCCCACAUGCUUUCACCCAGAAUCCAGAGAUGGUCGGUUCUUCUCAGAGCCUACGAAUACAAGAUCAUCUACAAGCCUGGGAAAUUCCACAGCAAUGCCGAUGGGCUCAGCAGACUCCCGGUUCCAUCCAAGCAGAAAGAGGAGGAGACACCUGAGCGAGUGCUGAUGUUGGAUCAGGUGGAUGAUAUACCCAUCAAUGUGGCCCAGGUCAGAAAGUGGACGUCCAAAGAUGUCAUACUGUCCCGAGUCUAUAGUUACAUUCUGAGUGGGUGGCCACUGGUACAAGAUUCAGAGCUCAUGCCAUACUACAGCAGGCGAAUGGAGCUUAAUGCGCAAGAUGGGUGUAUCCUCUGGGGAGCGCGAACUGUGAUUCCUCCACCAGGACGAACAGCACUCUUGAAAGCUCUCCACCAGUCGCAUCCAGGCAUGUGUCGCAUGAAGGCGCUGGCCAGGUCUUACAUGUGGUGGCCGCAGAUGGACCAGGAAAUAGAGAAAAAAGUGAGUAAGUGCCAAAAAUGCCAAGAGAAUAGAAAAGCACCACCAAAUGCACCACUGCACCCAUGGGAGUGGCCGGAGAGGCCAUGGUUGCGCAUCCAUGUCGACUACGCAGGGCCAUUCUUGGGGAAAAUGUUCCUGAUAAUCGUAGACGCUCACUCCAAGUGGUUGGAGGUUUACCCCACAAAUGGCAGUACAACCCAAACAACCAUCGAGAAGUUACGCCAGUGCUUUGCAGCUCAAGGCCUUCCACAGAUACUGGUCUCCGACAAUGGCAGCUGCUUUACAAGCUCAGAAUUCUGCCAUUUCAUGGCUCAAAAUGGCAUUCAACAUAUAACAUCGGCCCCAUUCCAUCCCUCCUCAAACGGGCUGGCCGAACGGGCAGUGCAGACUUUCAAGGAGGGAAUGAAGAAAAUGGAAGGGGGCAGCAUUGAGGCACGGGUUUCCAAAUUCUUAUUUAGCUAUCGCAUUACACCACAGACCACUACUGGGCUAUCACCAGCCGAAAUGCUGAUGAACAGGAGGCUGAGGUCUGCCUUUGACCUGUUAAAACCAGACAUUAAGUCCAAGAUCGAGCACAAACAAAUGAAACAAAAGGAGAACCAUGACAAAACUGCUCGGCUGAGAAGAUUUGGGCCUGGGGAUGCUGUGUACGCCAGGAAUUAUGGCCUGGGACCAAAAUGGAUACCUGCUACUGUAGAGUCACCAACGGGCCCUGUGUCCUACACUGUCAUCCUGGGUAAUGGCCAACGCAUGAGGAGACAUGUUGACCAGGUGAGGGCUCGUCAUCCUGAGUCGUCGCUGACCGUGGAAAGGACACCAGAACUUCCAGAGGCUCGCUCACCAGACGGCGAGCCUGAAACAUCUUCAUGCCAGCCAGAGACAGCGCCGCCACCUCCUGACCAGAUGAAUCUGCAGGGUUCCACGCCCGAACGACCAGACUCGCCUGCAGCCCCUUCAGCUGAGCUGCGCCGAUCCACCAGGGAUCGGGUGUCACCUCGAUACUUGAAAGACUAUGUUAGCUAG
Molecule: messenger RNA, 3549 nt
Organism: Engraulis encrasicolus (European anchovy)
Lineage: Eukaryota; Metazoa; Chordata; Actinopteri; Clupeiformes; Engraulidae
Exons: 2
Coding region: 1-3549 (1182 amino acids)
Biological process (GO): DNA integration
Molecular function (GO): nucleic acid binding
Source: RefSeq, a predicted model, not a curated record